Messenger RNA from Microthlaspi erraticum, 834 nucleotides. Lineage: Eukaryota; Viridiplantae; Streptophyta; Magnoliopsida; Brassicales; Brassicaceae. The record is from the annotation of a GenBank genome assembly.
AUGGAUUUGCAUUUGAAGAACUUGUUUGGGAGGUUUCAGGACCAAUUCGGAUCAGGUCCGGGUCUAGGACCUGGAUCCGGUGCUUGCCUGAUGAAAGUUGAAGGUAUAUCUUCCAACAUUAUCCAAUCCAUUUUUAGAGCAUCAGCUUCUUUAUACAGAAGUGAGCCAUGGAAGAGGCUCAGACCAGGUCAUCUGUUCGGUGUCCGGGUCGGAAAAGACUCAGAUUGGUCAGGAAAGAGACAGCCUUUUCAGUGCGUUCAGUUCAUAGGAGGGAAUGGUGGUGAUAUAGCAAUCUAUAUGUAUAGAUCCAUGAACAAUGCAUUGAAAAUGACAGAUGAUUCAUUUGAAACGGCUAGAGCUCCUAAUGUUGAGGUUUUAAGAAUCACUGAUGAGGUUGAGUCACUGAUGCUUCCUUGUAACAAGAGAAUGGUCAAGUCUCUGUCUUUAGAAGUCUCUGGAGCUGAUCGGUUUCCGGUCAUCGAUGUUGCCCGGUGCACGACCUCUGGCGAGCUCCAGUUUAGAAACCCGACACUCGAAGAGCUUAGGCUUGUGUUUGCUGUGAUGAAAGCUCUUUCUUUGGUGCAUCCUUUGCUACUGGUUCAAGAGGAGGAGAAGCAAGCCAGGAGAUGUCCAAGGAUGAUAAAGUUUUCACCUUUUAUUGAGACUGUUGAUGUUCAGUGGCCACCAGAGAUGUGCAAAGGACAAGACUUUGUUGCUGUCACGGUUUCGCAUCCUCCAGGUCAAUCAUAUGAACAGAAGUCGAAGCAACCGGCGAUAAUGGCAAGUGAAGAUGAUGAUGAUGAUUUGGAGAUUGUCUCAUCCGGUUUCUCCUAA